Molecule: messenger RNA, 2266 nt
Organism: Acanthochromis polyacanthus (spiny chromis)
Lineage: Eukaryota; Metazoa; Chordata; Actinopteri; Pomacentridae
Gene: meis2b
Product: Meis homeobox 2b
Exons: 13
Coding region: 391-1566 (391 amino acids)
Biological process (GO): brain development; eye development; positive regulation of transcription by RNA polymerase II
Molecular function (GO): RNA polymerase II cis-regulatory region sequence-specific DNA binding; DNA-binding transcription activator activity, RNA polymerase II-specific
Source: RefSeq, a predicted model, not a curated record
GUGAGCUUGUAGGCACGAAGAGCUAUGGAUAUGAGGACACACUUGGCUGAUGACUAAUCCGCGGACCCUCAGCGUCUUCUUAUGAGAGGGAUAAUUUAUACUGAAAACUUUAUCAAACAUCCAGAGCUGACAGAUUAUCUUUAAUCCUCUCAUAGAGGAGUCACUGGAAACCUGUUUGUCAGUUGUCAUUGCGCGUUUUGGCACUCUUGGUAAUGCGAGGACAGACGCUGUUUUCUAUCUGUUUUUGAUCUUUUGGCAUCAUUUUCGACCAGUUUUGACUAACUCCAUGUCACAGAACACGACAGGAAUAGAAUUUCCAACUGGAUUUAAAAGUUUUUAAAUCAAAAUUUUUAAUCAACUUCUCUUUGCGCGUCUGGAAGCUGCACGGGGAUGGCGCAAAGGUAUGAUGAGCUCGGUCAUUACGGAGGUGCGAUGGAUGGAGUGGGAGUCCCUGUUUCAAUGUACGGAGACCCUCAUGCCCCACGGCCCUUGCCCCAGGUCCACCACCUGAACCAGGGGCCUCCCCCGCACCCGACGCAGCACUAUGGAGCCCACGCACCGCACAGCCUCCUGCCCGGCAGCAUGGGCAGCGCCGUGAACGACGCGCUGAAGAGAGACAAGGACCAGAUUUACGGCCACCCUUUAUUUCCUCUGCUGGCUCUGGUGUUCGAGAAGUGUGAGCUGGCUACCUGCACGCCCAGAGAGCCCGGGGUGGCGGGAGGAGACGUGUGCUCCUCCGACUCCUUCAAUGAAGAUAUAGCCGUGUUUGCUAAACAGAUGCGAGCAGAAAAGCCUUUAUUUUCUUCCAACCCAGAGCUGGAUAACCUGAUGAUUCAAGCGAUUCAAGUUCUACGAUUUCAUCUCUUGGAGUUAGAGAAGGUUCAUGAGUUAUGUGAUAACUUCUGCCACCGGUACAUCAGCUGCCUCAAAGGUAAAAUGCCCAUCGACCUGGUCAUAGAGGAACGAGAUGUCUGCAAGUCGGACUAUGACGACCUCUCAGGAUCCUCCACCAACCUCGCAGAUCACAAUCCAGCGUCCUGGAGAGACAUGGAUGACACCCAUUCCACUCCCUCCGUGGGCACCCCAGGACCAUCCAGUGGGGGACACGUCUCCCAGAGUGGUGACAACAUCAGCGAACUUGGGGAGGCCAUUGACAACAGUCUGGCAUCACCGGGUACAGGAGACGAAGAUGACCAGGACAAGAAAAGACAGAAAAAACGAGGCAUCUUCCCCAAAGUGGCCACAAAUAUAAUGAGAGCAUGGUUAUUCCAGCACCUUACGCACCCAUACCCUUCAGAAGAACAAAAAAAGCAGCUAGCACAAGACACAGGUCUCACCAUUCUUCAAGUAAACAACUGGUUCAUCAAUGCAAGGAGAAGAAUAGUCCAGCCUAUGAUUGACCAGUCCAACAGAGCAGUGAGUCAGGGUACAGCUUAUAGUCCAGAUGGCCAGCCAAUGGCAGGCUUCGUUCUUGAUGGGCAACAGCACAUGGGUCUCCGACCUGGAGGGCCAAUGAAUGGUAUGGGUAUGAAUAUGGGGAUGGAUGGACAAUGGCACUACAUGUAAAUUCACUCCACUGAGGUCUCCAGUGUUGGCUCAGGGAUCUACUUCCAUCUGGCUGUGCAGCUCAGCACCAGAACUGCCACUGCAAGUCACACCCACCUGACCAUACAACAGCCUGACCACUCCCACCUCAUUUUGCCCAAGCCAGCAUGGCACACACCUGUAGAGGAUCACCAUGGACAGGCCGGACCUCAGUGGUCGCCAGCGAACUUCGACUUAGGUGAACUUGGUGGGAGCAGCUGCACAGAAAAUAAAAAUACCAAGGACUUAGGAUCACCAAGGACCAUAGUAAAGCAAGGCAGAAUGAUACACAAUUUCCUUUUAAUUAAUUAAUUUAUUUAUAUUUUUUACAUCGUUUUUCUUUUUUCUACUUUGCUCAGUAAAGCUUCAUCCCCAAAAGCAGAAAUGAAAUACACCCACCCCCUCCAAAUGAAACGGUACAAAGAAAAUCACACACAGGCCCUCUCCUAAAUUAGGACCAACAAGCAGAGAAGAAAAAUAAAACACGGUGGACGAUGUUUUCAGAAACUGGAGGGCUGGUUAACGAUUUUAAUUGUUGUGCUUUUUGUGCUUUUGAUUCGGUUGUUUCUUUCCAUGUUUGUGCUUGCGAUUACUAGAAGUUAGACUGAGCUUCAACCAUCGACAUGUUCUUUUUAAAAUUCCCGACUCAAAGUAAGAUUUUAUAAUAAACAAAAUCACUGAA